This is a messenger RNA of Salvelinus namaycush (lake trout), 2024 nucleotides long. Its product is annotated as basic salivary proline-rich protein 1-like. The record is from RefSeq and is a predicted model, not a curated record. The transcript has 4 exons. Lineage: Eukaryota; Metazoa; Chordata; Actinopteri; Salmoniformes; Salmonidae. Bases 225 to 2024 code for a protein of 599 amino acids.
UAAAGAGGCAAAAGCUCGAUCCCUUCUAGCCAUGACCGGGCUUCUGCGUUUGGAUACGCUUUCUCUCCGUUGGGACUGACGGGAACUAGCUAAAUUGAUUUAGUACUAGCUUUAAACUUAAUUAGCUGACAUUAGCUACUAAUGAAAGAAAGAUAUUUUCUGGUGAGGAAACGGGGGAAUACAGAGAACGACAGAAAAGAAAACGAGGAAACCACCAAAAGGAAAUGCCAAUCGCAGCCACGGGUCAACUGACGACUCAGGAACCCCGUAUUUUCUCCCGACUGCCCUCCACCCCGGAGCCUGUACCAAAAGGGGGUAAUUUGUGUGACGUUGCGGGGGCAGUAGCCGAGUCGCAGGAGCGAACAGAAUACGGGGGCGCCGAGGGGGGCAGGGGAGGACUAGUAGCCAGCUACAGUCAGACCAGCGGCGCUAGGGGAUUUCUGCCGCUUCGUUCUUCCAACUCCAACGGUUCUCCUCCGCAAUCCCCUCCGACGUCAUCCCCCCUCGCCUCAUCUUUCUUCCAUCACCACCCCUAUCAAAUGGCCAUGGAGCCGCCCAGGACUCGAUCGCGUUCUCGGUCUGGAUUCUACCAGCAGUAUGGUUUGACCGGCCCCGGGAUUAAUGCCAACGGGGGAACCGGACCUAACCACCAUCACCACCACAGCCAGCAGCAACAUCAUCAACAGCAGCACAACUCGGGUUGCCUUGGAGCUCACAGCCACCACACGGAGCAGCACAGCAUACGAGCCCCGGGAUCUAACGUCUCCCCCGGCGCUCAGAGGCAGUCGGGACCGCUUGGAGCACAUCGCAUCUCACCCGCAGCCCUCAGGACAGACUGCGGCGGCGGGCCUCCCCCUUCAGACAGGACCCGCGGCGGCCCUCCCCCCCUCAGGACAGGACCGCGAUCAGCCCUAGCCGGCGCGGGCCCUCCCCCCCUCCAGACAGGACUGCAUCAGCCCUCGCUGUUCGGGCCCUCCCCCCCCCCCAGACAGACAGCGUUUCUGUUCGUCGGCCCUUCCCCCCAGACAGACCGCGUCUGCCCUCCCCCCACCCCCCCAGACAACAGGGACCCGCACGACCGCGUCGGCCCUUACCCCCCCUACGACCGGCGUCGCCCUCCCCCCCCUCAGACAGACCGCGUCGGCCCUCCCCCCUCAGACAGCCCCGCGUCGCCCCCCUUCAAAGACAGACCGCGUCGCCCCCCCCCCCCCACCCCCCCCCCUCAGGACAGAGACACGGCCCUCCCCCCCGACAGACCGCGUCGGCCCUCCCCCGCAGGACAGACCGCGGCGGCCCUCCCCCCCAGACAGACCCGCGUCGGCAUCCACCCCCCCCAGACAGACCGCGUGCCUCCCCCCUCAGACAGGGACCGCGUCGCCCCCCCCCCCCCUCAGACAGACCGCGUCGCCCCCCCCCCUCAGCAGGGACCGCGUCGGCCCUCACCACCAGAGACAGGACCGCGUCGGCCCUCCCCCCCCAUACAGACGCGUCGGCCUCCCCCCCAGACAGAGCGCGGCCCUCCCCCCCAGACAGACCGCGUCGCGCCCUCCAACUCCCCAGACAGACCGCGUCGGCCCUCCCCCCAGACAGACCGCGUCGGCCCUCCCCCUCAGACAGGGACCGAGUCGGCCCUCCCCCCCCAGACAGACCGCGUCGGCCCUCCCCCCCCAGACAGACCCGCGUCGGCCCUCACCCCUCAGACAGACCGCGUCGGCCCUCCCCCCUUCAGACAGACCGCGUCGGCCCUCCACCCUCAGACAGACCGCGUCGGCCUCCCCCCUCAGACAGACCGCGUCGGCCCUCCCCCCCAGACAGACCGCGUCGGCCCUCCCCCCCAGACAGACGCGUCGGCCCUCCCACCAGACAGACCGCGUCGGCCUUCCCCCCCAGACAGAAUUGCGCGGGCCCUUCCCCCCAGACAGGGACCGCGCAGCCUUCCCCCCCAGGGACAGACGCGUCAGCCCUCGCGUUCCCCCCUCCCCCCCCAGACAGGAACAGCUCGGCCCUCCCCCCAGACAGACUAG